CAGAAACUUUUUUUUGCAAUGGCAGAAAAUCCAGAGUACGAAGACAUGGAACAGCCUAGUUCUUCUACCGUAUCUCCCAUAAAUGUGAUCGUUUUGGGUAUGGCAGGUUCGGGCAAGACUAGGACCGUUCAGCGCAUGACCGCUUGGCUGCAUCAGAAUCGUUCACCGCCGUACGUUAUAAAUCUCGACCCGGCCGUUCUGGAAGUGCCCUAUCCCGUAAAUGUUGAUAUAAGAGACACGGUGAAGUACAAAGAAGUGAUGAAACAAACCGCAAAGCAGAUUUCAAGUAGGAAGCUUCUCGGUUUAAUCCAUGUUUAUGCACUUUUGAUUAGGUAUGUGCUGUUUGACACUCCCGGACAAAUAGAGGUAGUGACUUGGUCUGCUUCGGGCACAAUACUCAUCGAAACACUGGCUUCUCUUUAUCCUACGGUGAUCUUAUACGUCGUCGACACUGCCAAGUGUAUGAAUCCAAUCACGUUUAUGUCUAGCAUGUUGUACGCCUGCAGUAUUUCGUACAAAAUGAAGCUACCCUUUAUUCUUGUUUUCAAUAAAAUAGACAUUAUUCGAGCAGACUGUGCGAUUGAAUGGAUGAAAGAUUUUGAGGAGUUUCAUGAAGCGCUGAAAGAAUGCAGCAGUUAUAGUGCAGAUUUGGCGCACUCGUUGAGUUUGGCAUUGGACGAUUAUUAUUCGGUCUUAAAGGUAUACCAGGGCACUAUGUUAAUUGCGAUAUUGCAUGAUGGAUAUCCUAUUUUCAGACGUUAUGCAGAUGCUGAACUGGCCUCCAGAUGCGAACAGUUGGAGCAACUCAAGUUGGACAUAAAAGAGACGCCUUCAACGUAG
Soboliphyme baturini is the source of this 840-nucleotide messenger RNA. NCBI's taxonomy places the organism in Eukaryota, Metazoa, Nematoda, Enoplea, Dioctophymatida, Soboliphymatidae. The record is from the annotation of a GenBank genome assembly.